CGACCCAGAAAAUGAAUUCGUUCGUAGUGCUGUGUUUUGGUUUAUUAGCUGUGGCAUCUGCAGAACCUCCACGUUCGAAUUCAAGGUUCUCCAGACAAUUUCAACGACAGGAAGCUGCUCCAUAUCCACCAUCAGGUUGGAGACCAUCUGGACCUCAGUUUCAACUUCCAGAGCCACAGACUUCCUAUGGACCACCACCCCAGGAAUAUGGACCUCCCUCACAAGAGUAUGGCCCACCCCAGGAAGAAACUACAACAGCGUCUGACCUUGACAGUACUACGACAGAAACACCAAUUACUACUACAUCUAAUCCUGACCUGGAUACAGAAGAGAUUGGAUCUGGAGACGAUGACCAGAAGAAUGAAGCUUUAACAAAUGAAGAACGUGGGUUUUACUACAUCUACCACCCGAGUGGGUUGCUACAGAGGGUGAAUUUUGCGACCAACGACGACGUUAAAAAUAUGGCGUUCAGUGCCAGACUCAAGUACGAAAAUGUUGAACCGAUCAGAGGGCCAGUUUUUACUUAUGAUCCUGUUACGUUCGCUUUUACAAGGCUGUGAUAUUUCAGUUAGUUUAAUUUAUGUAUAGUAAAUUAUUCUUAACUAAUAUGUUGUAUAAUUCUUUGAAUCAAAUAUCGCUGAAUAAAUGU
Molecule: messenger RNA, 649 nt
Organism: Leptinotarsa decemlineata (Colorado potato beetle)
Lineage: Eukaryota; Metazoa; Arthropoda; Insecta; Coleoptera; Chrysomelidae
Source: RefSeq, a predicted model, not a curated record